AUGACAUCGGGAAUUUUGAAAUCAGUCUACAUUGAUGGGAAGAAUGCUCUAAAUAAUAAUAAUAAUAAUAAUACUAAUACUAAUUAUAAUAAUAAAAAUAAUAAUAAUAAUGAUGAUGGUGAGGGGGACGGAUUAACUCAGUCGGAACAGCCGGUUUUAAUUUCAAUCCACCCAUCGAGAAAUAUUAUUUCAAUUCACAUUACGUCAUCGUCGUCAUCAUCGUCAUCCUUCCUAACUUUACUAACUUGGUCCGGCUUUGGGGACAUGUACAAGACAGACGAAAGAUGGAAGUGUACCGGGGAAUACCCGGGCCGUCAUUGGUUCAAUAACUCACAUUUCGGCACCGGCUCAUUUGGCCUCAGAGCCCGAAUGUACAGCUGGCACCAACAACAACAACAACAUCAGCAGCAACAACAGCAACAACAACAACAACAACAAAAAAUGCACGGUCUAUGGAUAACAUCAGGCAUUGCAGCCAUCAGUGAUAUGUACUGCAGACUGGAUCUAAGAGAGAAUUGUUUAGAGAAUUUGAUUCUUUUAAAAAUAUUUUUGGAAUUAUUCAAACAUCAACAACAACAACAUCAACAUCAUCAACAACAACAUCAUCAUCAACAACAACAUCAACAUGGAAAGCGUUCAACGGAUGCAGAAGCAGGAAAAAAAAUUGAUGGCGAGGAAGACGACGAUGAUGAAAACUGGAUGAAUGAUGAUGAUGAGGGGGAAGACGACGACGAUGAUGAUGAUGAUGAUGAUUAUGAUGAAAAUAAUAAAAUAAACAACAACAAUUACAACAGUAGCAACAACAACAACACCAACGAACCCAGCAAAGAAACUGGCAGCGGACACAAACACAGGACUGACGAAGAAAAAUCAAGCGCCACAAAAAGUAAAAAGAAAUUGUUUAAAAGUGCAUCUAUCAAGGAGUACGAACGUGACGUCACCAUCGUUAACCUUCCGUCGAAUAUCGUCUGGUUUGGAAGCCGUGACGAUGGCGAUGAUGACAAUAAUAAUAAUAAUAAUAAUAAUAAUGAUAAUAACAAGAAAACCCUCAAUAAAAAUAAUAAAAAUGUCAACUCAAAGAAGACACUGGAUCCAGAUUUAAUUGAAAAGUUGAGCGCUACAUCAGUCGACGAUCAGCUGAGAUCUAAACAUGAAAAGAUUAAAAAUAAGAAGAACAGUAAAAUAACCCAUCGCCAUCUUUACUGCAAAAUUCACAUUAAUGUUUUUAGUUUGGCGAGCACAGGAGAUGCCCUGGUGUUCGUGAAUGUGCCUCCAGACUACUUGACAGCAGACCACGAGGUGAAGUUCCACAUGAAGACACCCCCCAGGUCCAUCAACUCGCUGGUCGUCUACGUAAAGACGGCCGAAACAAAAAUUAGGAGGGUGCCACUAAUAACCGCGUGGUCAUCCCACGGACCCAGGUACAACACUGAUUCAAGAUGGCGGUGCGCAUCCCAGAAGCCCGUCUCUAGAAGUAGGGGAUCGUCUCUUCAGAACUUGAACGGAUGGUUCGGCGAAUACUUUGACGAAGAAUCGAGUAUGAAAAGGGCCAGAAUAUUCGAUAUUGAUGAUGAAAAUAAGAACAUCAAUGGUAAUAAUAGUAAACAAGAUGGCGGGAAUUUUCUCUCUGACGUCUUCAUUCGGGGUAGAUAUCCAUUUCCGGUUUGGAUUGGGGCCGAUGAUUGGACGAGUGGUGCUGAUAAUGAUACGACGAAUAGCAGCAGGGAGUUGUUUUGCAGGUUGAACUUAGUGGAGAGCGGCUAG
Molecule: messenger RNA, 1764 nt
Organism: Helobdella robusta
Lineage: Eukaryota; Metazoa; Annelida; Clitellata; Rhynchobdellida; Glossiphoniidae
Exons: 5
Coding region: 1-1764 (587 amino acids)
Source: RefSeq, a predicted model, not a curated record